Messenger RNA from Malaya genurostris, 685 nucleotides. RefSeq lists its product as uncharacterized. Bases 68 to 685 code for a protein of 205 amino acids. The transcript is spliced from 3 exons. The record is from RefSeq and is a predicted model, not a curated record. Lineage: Eukaryota; Metazoa; Arthropoda; Insecta; Diptera; Culicidae.
GCAAAACAUAUUUUUGAAAAUCUAGCUCGGAGUUCCAGUAAUAAUAAAUAAUUUUACACAAAUAAUCAUGACAGAAUCCAAACAAAUCACAUCCGCCGUUGCGAGUGUUAUUGUAGAAGAAAUCUUGGCCAGCUUUGGUGUAAUUGUCGAAGAACCAGAUACUGGCAAGAUCGACGAAGUACUUCGUGCGACCAAACAUUCCGAUAUUCCAAUGGUUUCAAUACCAUAUGCAAGUUGUAAUUCGUUUGUAGAUACAGAAUUCAGAGAAAAUGAACACCCUGGGGUAUCUUCGCAAGCUUCCGUUGCGCCUCAGGAACAUGUUUCUCCUAUUUUAAAACUAGCCAAUGACGGUUCUCGGUCUAAUGAUGAAACGCAAAAAUCUCCCGCGACCAAUGUUCUUAUGUCAACGGAACAAUUCAACAAUGUCGAACGGGCUCUGCUAGAACAGUGCUCGAACGUCGACGAGGAGAACAUGGAACUAGCAUAUUUGACGUGCUCGUUGUCAUUGAGUAUGGUGGAAGCAGAGUUCUUAAGAAUGCAGCUGAAGCUGUUCAAUCUGAAAGCGCGAUCAAUACUCGAAUUGUUCCAGUACUGUGAAGGUUCCAAUAACGGGUUUUGUCGCUGUCCAGAAAUUCGUAAACGGGUUUAUGAAAUGGGGAUUCUCAUACAACGAGCUGGUAGUUAG